Messenger RNA from Papaver somniferum (opium poppy), 4269 nucleotides. RefSeq names its product ATP-dependent DNA helicase Q-like 4A. The transcript has 26 exons. Lineage: Eukaryota; Viridiplantae; Streptophyta; Magnoliopsida; Ranunculales; Papaveraceae. The record is from RefSeq and is a predicted model, not a curated record. Gene Ontology annotation, cellular component: chromosome; cytoplasm; nucleus. Bases 285 to 4031 code for a protein of 1248 amino acids. Gene Ontology annotation, biological process: DNA replication; double-strand break repair via homologous recombination. Gene Ontology annotation, molecular function: nucleic acid binding; four-way junction helicase activity; 3'-5' DNA helicase activity.
AAAUUGGUAUGGCGCACUUUUAUCCCGCCCAAAUUCGAAGCAUUUUCAUUCUCUUUUGGAUGCCUAAUAAUCUCUUCUUCGUACAUGGCAAGAAGACCAGGUUUUUUACUUCUGUGUCUCCUCCUUCUGUAAUAACCCGGAACCCCCUCUCUCUCUUCGAUACCUCAAACCUUCCAGUGAAUCCCCGAUCUUAACCCAUUUACAGCUUAGGUUUUCACAACGUUUUAAAGGCGGUUUGAAUUAAUUGGAAAUUCGUGUUUGAUAUGCUGUGGUCAAGCUAACUAAUGGCUACUACGCAAAUGUCAGUUAGUGGGAGGAACUUGAGUAUAGAUACUAAAUCCUCUGAGAAAUCUCCAAAGAUCAACUGGGCGCAACACGCUAGUGCACAUGAUGGUUUCGCAAGUCAAAAUAAGUUUUUGAGCUCAACUUUCCUUUACUCGUUACCAACACAGAAACCUAGUUCUGAAGGAAUACCAUGUGAAAGCAGGUCGAUGGCUUCUGCAGUUGUAGAUCCUCAAAGGCAGCAUGAUCCACAAAUUAAAAAGGCUUGGCAUACUCUUUCUAGCCUUAAGGAGACAUGCAGGAUUUAUUUAAAACCUGGAAUAACUUCACCUUUAGUUCAUAGGAAUGGUGCAGAGAAAUUGCCAUCCACAAUGGUAUAUCCUUCUCAUGAUACGACAAAGAAAGCUACCGUAUGGAGUUCAUCUGACAUGUCACGAAGAUCUUCUGAAAGUUCCACUCAUGAAGAAGUUCAGAAUCAUCCUAAAUUCAUCAAUUCCAGUUCUAGAGUUGGUGAACCUGUAAAAAACACGAGUUCUUCUUUGCCAGAAAGAAGGGUGAAUGCUGCAGAAAAUUUCAGAGGUACAAACAUGGGAAUGCCACAUGGGAGAGAAGAAUCAAUGAUGUAUAACUCUCCAGCUGCCGUUUGUAAUGGAUCUACUGAUCAGGGGUUAGUUGCAGAAUUUGCUGAUGGUUUUGAUGAUGAUGAAAUCUUUCAGACUCUUGAUGUAGAUCAAAUCGUUCAGGAGCACAUCCAAUUAACUUGCACACCUCAAUCAUCAAUGUCUAAGCUCCCUCCAUUCACCCCAGUUGUAAAUAAAGAUAGUUAUACAAGUUAUGAAGGAGCAUGUUUGCCGCCAGAAUUAUCCAUUGACUGUGAUCAUGGGGUGAAGGUAGCACAUUGCCCAGAAGCUGCAUCUCAUUUGCAGGAGAAGAAGGAUUUACUAAUUUCCAUUUCGAAUGAGCUUCUUGACAAUGGAGAUGAGUUAAGCCCGCCACAGUUAGAGAAGCUUCGUCAGGAUAGGGUGCAGUUGAAAGAAGAAGUUAAGCUGCUUGAGAAAUAUCUCCAGUCUUCAUCAGUGAAUGAAGAGAGACAGAAAUCACAUUCUUUAGCAUCCACCGCUGCACACAGGAGUUUUCAACCUGAAACACCUUUGAGCACAUUCAGGAUUGAUCCUCUGAGAUUUGAUGCUCAAGUCCAGAUACGUGCUGAACAAAACAGCUACAUCAGUGGGUCGCAGUCAUCCAUAUCAUUCUCUUGUCAUGAUAGGUUUGCCACACCAGGCCCUGUGGAAAGGGAAGCAUAUACUCCAAAAAUCUUUGAUGUUAAAUACAUUGAUGGAUCGAAUGACAAGAGAUGGAGCAGUAGUAACUUUCCAUGGUCCAAAGAGCUGGAGGCCGAUAACAGGAGAGUAUUCGGGAAUCGUUCCUUUCGCCCCAAUCAAAGAGAGGUGAUAAAUGCAACAAUGAGUGGUUGUGAUGUUUUUGUUUUGAUGCCGACUGGAGGUGGAAAGAGCUUGACAUACCAGCUUCCUGCUCUUGUAUCUGAUGGAAUUACCUUAGUGAUUUCACCUCUUGUCUCGCUCAUUCAAGAUCAAAUCAUGCAUCUGCUCCAGGCAAAUAUCCCUGCUGCAUACUUGAGUGCCAAUAUGGAGUGGACCGAGCAGCAAGAGAUAUUUAGAGAAUUGAGCUCUGGUUGCUGUAAAUACAAGUUAUUAUAUGUCACCCCAGAGAAAGUUGCUAAGAGUGAUGCUUUAUUGAGACAAUUGGAAAGUUUGCAUGCCCGUCAAUCUCUUUCAAGGAUUGUUGUGGAUGAAGCUCAUUGUGUAAGCCAAUGGGGACAUGAUUUCAGACCGGACUAUCAGAGCCUUGGUAUUUUGAAACAAAAGUUCCCAAGUACUCCGGUUUUGGCUUUAACUGCUACUGCAACUGCAAGUGUCAAAGAAGACGUUGUGCAAGCUCUUGGUCUCGUGAAUUGCAUUGUUUUUACGCAAAGUUUCAAUCGUCCGAAUUUGUGGUACUCCACGGUCCCAAAGACAAAAAAAUGUAUGGAGGACAUUCACAAGUUCAUCAAAGAGAAUCAUUUCGAUGAAUGUGGCAUCAUCUAUUGUCUUUCCAGACUUGACUGUGAGAAAGUUGCUGAAAAGUUACAGGAAUGUGGUCACAAAGCAUCAUUCUACCAUGGUAGCAUGGACCCUCACCAGCGAGCAUUUGUUCAAAAGCAGUGGAGCAAAGAUGAGAUCAAUAUCAUAUGUGCAACGGUAGCAUUUGGAAUGGGUAUCAACAAACCUGAUGUCCGCUUUGUCAUCCAUCAUUCACUUCCCAAAUCAAUUGAAGGUUACCAUCAGGAAUGUGGCCGUGCUGGUAGAGAUGGUCAACGGUCAUCUUGCGUAUUAUAUUACAGCUACAGUGAUUAUAUUCGAGUUAAGCAUAUGAUUAGCCAAGGAGUCACGGAGCCAAGUCCGUUUGCAGCUGGAUCUAGACGAUCUAAUCCUGAGAGGAUGUUAGAAACAAAUAUUGAGAAUCUUCAGCGAAUGGUUAGCUAUUGUGAAAAUGAUGUUGAUUGCCGACGUUUCCUACAACUUAUUCAUUUUGGGGAAAAAUUUGAUUCUGCAACGUGUAAUAAAACUUGUGAUAACUGUUCCAAGAAUUUAAGUCAUAUUGACAAGGAUGUUACAGAUAUAGCGAAUCAGCUGGUUGAGUUAGUUAAGUCAACAGGACAGCAGAAUUCAUCAUCUCAUAUCCUGGAAGUCUUCAGAGGUUCCAUGAGCCAAAUUGUUAAGAGGUACAGACACGACACUGUGAAGCUUCAUGGAUCAGGGAAACAUCUUGGGAAGGGGGAAGCAUCCCGAAUUUUGCGCCAUCUUGUUACGGAGGAUGUGCUUGUGGAGGAAGUAAAGAAAAGUGAUAUAUAUGGAUCCGUAUCAUCAGUAUUGAAGGUAAAUGAUUCUAAGUUCUACGAUAUUAGCUGUGGUGGCAAGAAGAUUAUUUUAAGGUUCCCCACAUCCACAAAAACAGUUAAAGCUGCGGUGACAAAAGGCCCACUUGCCUCGUCAGGGAAGAUGAGCAAUAAGCAAUAUGAAACUCCUGUCGAGAAACCUUAUGAAACUCCUGAUGAGAAACCUCAAAGUGAAGCUGAGCAGCUUCUUUCUGCCACAGUUUAUGGUGCUUUGAGACUGCUUCGAACUAAUCUUAUAAGAGAAGCUGCUGAAGGUGGUGUCAAUCUUGCAGCACACCACAUAUUUGCGAAUAACGUGUUACAUAAUUUGAGCAAAGCGAUCCCCAGAACAAAAGAAGAACUUCUUGAAGUGAAUGGCAUCGGCAGGGCCAAGCUAGCCAAAUACGGAGAUCGGGUACUUGAAGCGAUUGACAUAACAGUAAAUGGCUUCCAUAGCAAGGACAAGAGUAACAACAGCAGUGGUAGCGACAAGAGAAGGAGAAAUUUGACUGGAACAACUAACUCAGGUUUUAUAGAGGACGAUGAUGACUUCACUGACAGUACUGGCUCACUGAAGAAAAGGGCAUCAGAUGAAGCUAUGAAUAGAAAUACCGAGUAUAAUGAUUUUGAUGCGGCGAGAUAUGAUCAAUGCAUUGAUAUUGAUCUAGAUUGGGAAGACCUCAACGACGAUGGAAACAUUAAUGGUUCAAAUGCGAAUAACGAGCUAGGUAGAGUAUUACCUUCUUGGGCAGCCGGAAACAAGUCUCAAACUCAAGGUCGUAAUCUGUACCAAGAAUUCGCAUAUAAGGGAUGAAUGUCAUUUCUCGAGGAUGUGUUUUCUUAGUUCUAAGCUCAUUUCUGAUUUCCCCAUUGCUUGUUUUAGUUCACCGUACAGUUUUGUAAUUCCAUCUCAUUGCUGUUUGGAAAGUAUAUGUGCCGUGCCGUGCCGUUGAAUAGUGUGUGUUAGAAGGUCUUAACGGUCACGGCACAUCCAUAAUGUAAUAAGACGAUGUUUUCAUUAAUAGGAGGAUUUAUUUCCAAUCCAAGAAAAA